Molecule: messenger RNA, 957 nt
Organism: Botrytis fragariae
Lineage: Eukaryota; Fungi; Ascomycota; Leotiomycetes; Helotiales; Sclerotiniaceae
Product: putative hscarg dehydrogenase protein
Exons: 3
Coding region: 1-957 (318 amino acids)
Source: RefSeq, a predicted model, not a curated record
AUGUCCAAGAUUCUCACUGUUGUCGGUGCUACUGGGGCGCAAGGUGGCUCUGUAGUUGCCACCGCCUUGAAGUCGGGCGACUACAAGGUCCGCGGUAUCACUCGCAAUGUUGAGAGUGCCUCUGCCAAGGCCCUCACUGCGCAGGGCGUCGAUAUGGUGGCUGCGGACACUAACGAUAUGGCAAGCCUUGUUAAAGCAUUUGAGGGUUCUCAUGCCAUCUUCGUUGUCACCGACUUCUUCGCCCCCUUCGCUACCAAAGACGCCGAGGAGACCGUCACUAUUGAGUCUACUCAGGGUAUCAACUGCGCAAAUGCUGCUUCCAAGACCACCACUCUUGAGCACUAUAUCUGGAGCACACUCCCUGACAACCAGAGAAUCUCCAACGGAAAAUGCUCUGUGCCUCACUUUGAAAGCAAGACCAAGGUCGAUGAGUACAUUCGCCAGAACAAGGCAUUGCUGGCUAAGACGACUUUCCUUUUCAUCACCUACUAUGCCACAAAUAUUCUUAUGCCCAUGUUCACACCUACCCUUUUUAAAACCACUGGCAAGCACGUCCAGCUGUUGCCUAUCGCUGAAGACACCCCAAUCACUACCCUUGGUGCGACAGUGAUCAAUACCGGAAUCUACGUUCUUGCCAUUCUUCAACAGCCUCAGCUUACUCUACCUGGUAGAACUGUUCUUGCCGAGACCGAGACACGCACUGCGAAAGAUAUCGUGAAACUCUGGUCUGAGGUCUCUGGACUCCCUGCCGAAUAUGCAUCGAUCUCCCUGGAUCACUACGAUGCCCUGUGGCCCAAGUGGGGCCGUGAAGUUGGACUCAUGCUGCAGUUCUGGGACUACGCUCGCGAGAAAAGCUGGAUUGCAGAGGAUGCGAUUAUCAAGAAGGAGGACUUGGGCAUCACCAACUUGGUUGGUAUGAAAGAAGUCUUUGCUGGAAUCGACUGGACUACCAUUUAA